AUGGACCCCAAUAAUCGACAUUCAAUAUCCGACUUACCCAAUGCUGCUGUUCAGAAAAACCCUGAUAGCUCAGGCACUUUUCCCGGUUUUGAAAUACCAGAUAACCGUACAUCAAUGUCAAAAAGCUUCAGCAAUUUGUCUAUGACAAGUCAUCACGGUAGUCAUGAUUUAUCUAUGGAGUAUACGAGAAGUCCUUCUACAGUCCGUUCUUCAAAGAUACGCUGGGCGCGAAGAAACCCUAGGUUUGACCCAGAUAAGAGGAAGCGUCAGUAUGAUCGUGUGAAGCACUCUGCUUCCAAUAACUGCAAACUUCAUCUUUCAUUGCAGAACCACGCAGCUGCUCAACUACGAUCCGACUCUUUAUUAUUGCAAGCGAAUGACAAAAGAGAUUUGACGAGCCUGGUUACAAGAGUUAAAGAGCUAGCAGCAAAACUCAGUGCUGCCAGAUUAACUUUUCGUUUUCGUCGAGUUUUACUCAUUUCAAACGAUGAUUCGAAUUCUGUAAAAGCAGCUGUUCAACUGGCACAAUGGCUUUUGGACAAUUUUGUAGAAUCAUCAGCUCAACAAGAUUUUGAUUCCGAAUCUAAGGGAUCACAAGCUCAAAUGUCAUCAUCAGAUUCCAAUGAUCGUUCAGAAAGUCCUCCGUUUUUGGAGAUGGACUGCAGUUCCGCAAAAAACAUUAAAAGCCAAUUUUUGAUUUAUUUAGAAGACAAGUUAUACUCUCUUCCAGAAGGUGAAAAUCUUGUCCCUAAGGAAAAUGUCCGAUUUUGGUCUGCUGAACUUUGUACUCAACAACCCAAUGUUUUUGACUGUGUGAUUACUAUAGGUGAUGACACAACGGCUUUACGUGCCAGUUGGCUAUUUCAAGAUGUUGUCCCUCCUGUUAUUUCAUAUAGCGUUGCAAAUCCAGGCUUUCUUAGUGUUCUCCCUAUAAAUGAUUAUCAGCAGACUUUAGAUGUGAUUUUUCGGAAAGGAUUUACUGUCAACCUUAGGAUGAGGUUUCAGUGCUCAAUAAUGCGUUAUGUUGGCGAAAAGAAGACACACAUAUGCGAAGGUCAGUUCUCGGUCCUAAAUGAGCUUCUUAUCGAUAGAGGUCCGAAUCCUUUUAUGAUUAUGCUAGAUUUAUACGUUGAUAAUGAGUAUAUAACAUGCCUUCAGUCGGAUGGCGUGUGCGUGUCGACUCCCACUGGUUCAACUGCAUACUCUGUAGCAGCAGGAGGCUCCCUAUGCCAUCCAGGAAUCCCAGCCAUUUUAAUUAGUGCAAUUUGUCCACAUAGUCUUUCGUUUCGCCCUAUUAUUUUACCGGACAGUAUGACCUUGAGAAUUGUCGUCCCUUUGGAUGCCCGAAGUAAUGCUUGGUGUGCAUUUGAUGGUCAUCAUCGUGUUGAACUUGGUUUGGGUGACUACAUUUCUGUUUCUGCAUCUCCAUUUCCUUUCCCUUCUUUUAACCGUUAUAAAAAUUCAACCGAUUGGUUUGAUGUGUUACGCCAUACACUCAACUGGAAUGACCGCAAAAAUCGCCAAAGAGCUCAUCACUCGAAACAAUUUGGCCUGGGUCUACAAGGUUUUAUGUCAAAAUAA
This is a messenger RNA of Schizosaccharomyces cryophilus OY26, 1581 nucleotides long. RefSeq names its product NAD/NADH kinase. Bases 1 to 1581 code for a protein of 526 amino acids. The transcript is spliced from 2 exons. Gene Ontology annotation, molecular function: NAD+ kinase activity. Gene Ontology annotation, biological process: NAD+ metabolic process; NADP+ biosynthetic process. The record is from RefSeq and is a predicted model, not a curated record. Lineage: Eukaryota; Fungi; Ascomycota; Schizosaccharomycetes; Schizosaccharomycetales; Schizosaccharomycetaceae.